This is a messenger RNA of Paramuricea clavata, 2363 nucleotides long. NCBI's taxonomy places the organism in Eukaryota, Metazoa, Cnidaria, Anthozoa, Malacalcyonacea, Plexauridae. The record is from the annotation of a GenBank genome assembly.
AUGGCUCAGUUGCGUUUGAAUUAUUCAUCUCCACUAAGGCAAUUUAUUUUGGCUUUGCGGAGCGGGAAAACGUGCUGUUCUGUCUGUGGUUCACAAACAACAGACAUAUUUAGUCAAGUAGGCCUUCAACAACAUUACCGAAUUAGACACAGAGGCACAGAAUUCGAUGAUAAUGCGCUGAAAAACGGAGUGAAAUGUUUGAGAAAAUUUGCUGCAAAUGAAACCAAGGAAAACUUGAUAGCCCUUUCAGAACAGAGAAAAAAUUCGGUAGGUACAAUUUUUUCGGCUUUAUACUUUGAAUUGCGGAUGUAUUUUACAAUGAAUGUGUGUUUUAAUAUAGGAUUUUGGUAAUUACAAGAUUUUUGAUGUUGAAAGCGAUGGUGAGAGCAUGGUGUUGUGUUGUUCAAACGAGAAAGAGGCAGCAAAGUUGUUUGGGUUAUAUUUAGACCAUAAAGUUUCCUUGCCAAAACUGGAGAAUAGUGGUGAAGGCAUGAAAGUGAAUGUGAAUAAUAACUCAAUGAACUGCACGUUCCAAUUGUGGAAAGCUCACGACAAAGUGCAUGCAGAACCAAUGUACUACAAAUUGGUAAGGCAAUAUAUAAAUAUAUCAAAAUGCCCCUGCAUACCAAAAUAUUAAAUUUUUCAGCCAGUAUUCUGGCUCUCCUAUUAAAACGUGCUGUGACCACAAGGUCUGACCAUGAUGACAUGAUUACAGGGUUAUAGGUAUGCUUGAUAUAUUUGAAUACAUGCUUUGCAUUUGAAAUAUAAAAAUAGGUGUUUAAUUAAACACGUAAAGUACUGGAUAAAUGUUCCAGGGUCAGCUUUGCCAAUUUCAAAUGUUUUAUAGUAUAUUUUCCUCAAUUGUCUUCAUACUAGAUGUUCAUGUCAUCAAUGUCCAUUGUAUGUAAAUAUUUUUGCCAAACUUGUUGUAUUUUUUUUUAGAAAACACCUACCACCAUUUUGCCAGCACCAAAUCUGUCAAGUUGCCAAACAUCCCAACCAGAAAUAAGUGAAUAAGUGCCAUUCUUGUCCAGGAAAAUAGGGAAUUAUCAUUACUGAAUUAUUUGUAUCGAUAUGACUCAUUUCGCUAUGGUCAACUAGAAGCAAUUCAGUCCAUAUUGCAAGGGAAGGAUACUCUUACACUUAUCCCAACUGGAGGUGGGAAAAGUGUAGUAUACACUUUACCUGCGAUUCUGAAUCAAGGACUUUCAAUUGUCAUUGAGCCUUUGAAAUUCAUCAUGGAAGAACAGUGUGAGAAACUAAGACAAAAGCAAAUACCAGCAUUUUUCUAUAAUUCAUCAUUAACCGACAAAGAGAUGCAGUUUGUAAUAAAUUCCCUGUGUCGUCAAGACUUGUCUCAAGUAAUACUCUUUACCAGUCCAGAAUGUAUCAUGUCUGAAAAACUGUUGAAUGUUUUGAAAAAAUGGAGUGAUAGUGCAAAAUUGAACUUUAUUGCAAUUGAUGAAGCUCAUUGCAUAGAUGUUUGGGGACAAGGAUUCCGUGAAGAUUACCUUAAACUUGGACUGCUUAAAGAUUUCAAAGUACCUAUUGUUGCUCUUACUGGUACAGCUACGAGUACAGUCCAGAGUAAAAUAGUGGAAACAUUGAGAAUGGAAUCCCCUGAAAUAGUAAAAGUGACAAGUUCACGAAAUAAUUUGUUAUUAAACGUUGUACCAAAGCUUGAUAAACCCAAAAGACAAAUUGCCAACUACAUCAAUGAAAAUUAUAAGGAACAGCGUGGUAUUGUUUAUUGUGCACGCCGGAAAGAUACUGUUGAUCUUGCACAUGAACUUAAAACAGCCAACAUCAAUGCGGUUUUUGUCCAUGGUGCCCAGUACGAUGCCGAAAGGAAAAAGCAUGAGCGAGCUUGGACUGAUGGUCAUGCCCAUGUCAUUUGUGCUACUAAGUCAUUUGGCAUGGGUAUUGAUCAAAAAGAUGUGCGGUUUGUUUUGCACAUGUCAUUUCCAGAGAGUCUUGAAGACUAUUAUCAAGAAAUUGGCCGUGCUGGAAGGGAUGGAGAGCCUGCUGCUUGUACAUUGUUUUUUAAGCAUGAGGAUAGGUCUUUCCGUCUUCACAAUAUUGUUAAAAUUGAGGACAAAGAGUAUCAAAAACAUAAGUACAAUUUGCUUAACCAAAUUGUUAACUAUUGUGACAAUAACAUGUGUCGGCACAAGCAAAUCUUGUUGUAUUCUGAGGAGAAUGUUGCAGAAUGUGAGGACAAAUGCGACUUUUGUACUAGCAACAAAACAGUCGAAUUGAAAGAUCAUACUUCAGUGUCAAAAAUAAUUGUGCAAGGUCUGUUGGCAAAAAAAGAUAACAGUUUUGCUAUUAACACAGUUCUUGCUUGGGUCUUGUGCCACUGA